AUGGGUUGUGGUUCCUCCGGUCACGUGGUUUCUCCAGCGGAUGAUAACGGUGUUGAAGGGAAAAUGAUGAAUGGAAACGGCACAAAUAGCAAUGGUGGUAAUCACCAUAACGAUGAUUUGCCUACUGUCGUUUUACCUGAAACACCAGCGAAGCCUAAACCUCCUAUAGCCUACGAAAUACCGAUCGAAGAGUUUGAUGGCAACAAGCGGCCUUCCACGCCACCGGCACACUUGCAAAGACUCCUACUGCCGCCGGCCGCAGACAUACGCUUACCUGAUAUAAAGGAAAAACUCGCUGAGGCUGAACAAAGGAGAUUGUUGAUUUUACAGCAACGCGCUGCCUCUGCACAAAAGAGGGCUCAGCGACUGACAAAAUCCUUUAAUGAAACGCGGAAAAUUAAUGAUAUAGAAGAAAUUAAAUACAACUCGAACGUCCUCACACUCUCUCCGGAACCAGGCAUUUGUGAAGAUAAGAAUAUA
Messenger RNA from Brenthis ino (lesser marbled fritillary), 480 nucleotides. Lineage: Eukaryota; Metazoa; Arthropoda; Insecta; Lepidoptera; Nymphalidae. The record is from the annotation of a GenBank genome assembly.